CACACUCACAUAGCUAGAGAGAGAGAGAGAGAGAGGACAGAAAACAGCUCGAUAGAGAGGAUGGAGGUGGCCAUGGCGGUGAAGGUGCUGCUGAGCCUGUGCUUCGUGGCGGCGUGCAGCCUCGCGAUGUAUCUCUACCACGUCGUCUGGGUGGCGCCGCAGAGGGUCCUCGCCGAGUUCAGGAGGCAGGGCAUUGGCGGGCCCCGGCCGUCGUUCCCCUACGGCAACCUCGCCGACAUGCGGGAGGCGGUGGCCGCCGCGAAGGCGGCGCGUGCGCCGAGCGCCGGCGCCGGCGGCAGCGGCAUCGCGCACGACUACCGGCCAGCCGUGCUGCCCUUCUACGAGAAAUGGAGGAAAGAGUACGGUUCAAUAUUCACUUACUCCAUGGGGAACGUCGUGUUCCUUCACGUGAGCCGGCCAGACGUGGUCCGGGACAUCAACCUCUGCGUGUCGCUGGACCUCGGCAAGAGCUCCUACCUCAAAGCGACGCACGAGCCACUCUUCGGCAGGGGCAUCCUCAAGUCCAACGGCGAGGCGUGGCUGCACCAGAGGAAGAUCAUCGCCCCUGAGUUCUUCCUGGACAAGGUCAAGGGUAUGGUGGAUCUGAUGGUGGAUUCUACACAAACGCUGCUUAAGUCGUGGGAAGAGAGGAUUGACAAAAAUGGUGGGAUCACAGACAUUAAGAUCGAUGAUGACAUCAGGGCCUACUCUGCAGAUGUGAUCUCUCGAACAUGCUUUGGAAGCAGCUACAUCAAAGGAAAGAAAAUCUUUUUGAAGAUCAGAGAACUACAGCAGGCUGUGUCCAAGCCAAAUGUGCUAGCUGAAAUGACUGGCCUAAGGUUAGGAGCAUACCACAAGUACAUGUUGUUUUGUGCAGGAGCAAAAUUUAGGAUUUUUGUCUAUCCAAACUCCAAAAACAGCACAUUCACCCAAAACGACCUACCUGUAAGUGAAAUUUUAAAUGCUUGCAGGUUCUUUCCCACAAUUAGAAACAAACAGGCAUGGGAGCUUCACAAACAAGUCCACAAGCUAAUUCUAGAAAUUGUCAAGGAAAGUGGAGAAGAAAGGAACUUACUACGUGCAAUUCUUCACAGUGCAAGUAGCAACAAGGUGGACCUCGCCGAGGCAGAGAACUUCAUAGUGGAUAACUGCAAGAGCAUAUAUUUUGCAGGAUAUGAAAGCACAGCUGUCACAGCUGCCUGGUGUCUAAUGCUCCUUGGGCUACACCCAGAGUGGCAGGAUCGGGUCCGAGAAGAGGUGCAUGAAGUCUGCAGCGGCCGGCCAAUGAACUCCCGGUCUCUUCAGAAAAUGAAAAAUUUGACAAUGGUAAUCCAGGAAACCUUGCGGUUGUACCCAGCAGGGGCCUUUGUAUCAAGGCAGGCUCUCCAGGAACUGAAGCUCGGUGGAGUACAUAUACCAAAAGGUGUCAACAUCUACAUCCCUGUCUCCACAAUGCACCUCGACUCCAAGUUAUGGGGCCCCGAUGUGAAAGAGUUCAACCCAGAGCGCUUCUCUGAUGCUCGACCCCAGCUACAUUCAUACUUGCCAUUUGGUGCCGGGGCUAGGACCUGCCUAGGGCAGGGAUUUGCUAUGGCUGAGCUCAAGAUCCUGAUCGCUCUCAUCAUCUCCAAGUUUGCUUUGAAGCUCUCACCACACUACGAGCAUUCUCCAACACUAAAACUCAUUGUGGAGCCAGAGUUUGGUGUGGACCUCACCAUAACAAAAAUACAGAGUGCCUCUAGGGACUAAGAGGGGCAUUGUGACUUGGGCACAAUAAUGUGUCUUAGUGAUCAUACUAGGUGAUGGAAAGAAAAUUGUAAUAUGAUGAAUGCAGCUUGGGAUGGGGUGAUUGUACAGAGACAGCUUAUACUAUUCAGGCUUGAUCUUUCUCAUGGGGAUGUUCAUAAUUCAGCUAAAAUAUGAUGAUAGA
Molecule: messenger RNA, 1930 nt
Organism: Phragmites australis (common reed)
Lineage: Eukaryota; Viridiplantae; Streptophyta; Magnoliopsida; Poales; Poaceae
Product: cytochrome P450 714B3
Exons: 4
Coding region: 61-1749 (562 amino acids)
Molecular function (GO): oxidoreductase activity, acting on paired donors, with incorporation or reduction of molecular oxygen; heme binding; monooxygenase activity
Source: RefSeq, a predicted model, not a curated record